CAUGUGUGCACUCAUAGCACAACUCAAUUUAAAAACUCCAAAGCAAGCACUAAUGUUAUGUUUCUCUUUAUAAACUAGUCUCUCCUUUCUGUGAGUAUUUGUAUCCUCUGCAAGUUACUUUUGCCUAGUUUUCUAAAUCAUCCCGUUGGAUUUUAACUUCACAAUCUGCCUAUUUUGCCAUGGAAGAAGCUCAAGAACUGCCACCAGGACGGAGAGUUGAAGAAGUUCCGUCGACAGAAAUUGUAAACGUCGACACUCAAACUUCUUCCUUCCAAUGGCUUGGACGAUAUAAAUGGUGGCUUCAGAUGGCCAUCUAUACGCUUUUUGUCCUCGGGGGGCAGUCAAAUGGUACACUCUUGGGUAGACUCUAUUAUGACAAUGGUGGAAAAAGCAAUUGGAUGGCUACAUUAGUGCAAUGUGCAGGAUUUCCAGUUCUCAUCCCAUUUCUAUUCACCUCCAAUUCUAAAAAUUCAAAUGCAGAAUUCGACAUGAAGAAGCCUUCUAUCUUGGUCCUUGCUUCAAUUUAUGUUUCCCUUGGAAUUUUUCUAGCAGCAGAUUGUGUGACUUACUCAAUUGGGCUGCAAUACAUUCCAGUUACUACCCAUACUCUAAUUGUUGCCACUCAUUUGGGAUUCAAUGCCCUUUUCUCUUAUUUCCUCAAUGGACAGAAGCUUACUCCUUAUAUACUCAACUCUCUAGUCCUCCUCACCAUUUCUUCGACACUUCUUGUAUUCCGAAAGGACUCUGGAGACUCAAACAAAACCUCGAAAGAAAAGUAUGCAUUAGGCUUCAUAUGCACCAUUGUUGCGGCUGCUUGUUAUGCCUUAAUUCUCUCGCUAACGCAGCUGUCCUUUCAGAAGAUCAUUAAACAAGGAACUCUAAAAGCUAUACUAUAUAUGUCAAUCUAUCAGAAUCUAGUUGCAUCCCUCGUCAUUCUAAUAGGGCUUUUCGCAAGUGGAGACUGGAAGAAUUUAAACGAAGAAAUGAUCACCUUUAAAACCGGGAAAGUAUCCUAUGUUAUGAACUUGUUUUGGACAUCAGUGGCUUGGCAAGCUUUUGCUGUUGGUUCAAUAGGAUUGAUAUUCAAGGUUUCUUCAUUGUUCGCCGGUAUAAUUAGUAUAUUAGGUCUGCCUAUUGCUCCGGUUCUUGCCGUGAUUUUUCUCCAUGACAACAUGACUGGAUUGAAGGCCAUAGCCAUGGUGUUGGCUAUGUGGGGUUUUGUCUCUUAUAUGUAUCAACAUUAUCUUGAUGAUUUGAAGACAAAGGCCAAAAGGACUGAGGACGAAAUUUCAGUCACUGAAAGAGGUUAAGUCCUAAUAGAAGACAGAAGAAGCCCAUGUACAAUCACAAUUUACAGGAAUGCUUAAUUAUAAUUACUGUCAAAUCCAACAUAUGGAGAUUUAGGUAAUUAUAAAUGAAGGGCUAUUUCUAAUUUU
Messenger RNA from Olea europaea var. sylvestris, 1436 nucleotides. Its product is annotated as probable purine permease 10. NCBI's taxonomy places the organism in Eukaryota, Viridiplantae, Streptophyta, Magnoliopsida, Lamiales, Oleaceae. The transcript is spliced from 2 exons. Gene Ontology annotation, cellular component: membrane. Gene Ontology annotation, molecular function: purine nucleoside transmembrane transporter activity. The record is from RefSeq and is a predicted model, not a curated record. Bases 180 to 1310 code for a protein of 376 amino acids.